Messenger RNA from Paramecium pentaurelia, 639 nucleotides. Lineage: Eukaryota; Ciliophora; Oligohymenophorea; Peniculida; Parameciidae. The record is from the annotation of a GenBank genome assembly.
AUGGAUGAAUAAAAGCAAAAUAAAAUCAUAUUAAAAGUAUUAUGUUCUUAAGAAUUAGAUUUUAGUAAAAUAAGCUUUAAUACAGUAAUAUUUAAUUAACAUAAAUGUAUGUUGUCUUUUGAAUGAUUACUUUUACACUAUUGCUUUAAAUGGCCUUGCUAUAAUUUUCAUCGCUUUUGUUUAUCAUAUAAUUCCUUUGAAGAGUAGUAAAAUAAAAUACAUAGUAGAAUAUUCGUUACUAGCUGGAGUUUAAGUAAGAUUAAGUAAUAUAUAUUAGAUUCUUGCAAUUUUUAUGAAGGAAUUACUAAUAUAUUUGGCAAGUUCAUUGUUAGGUUUAUCAAUUCUUUCAGUGCUUUUUAAGAUUUGCAGAACUCAGUUAAACGUUGAUCAAUCACUAGGACUUUUUAAAUUAGUAAUUAUAUAUAGGUUAAUAGUUGAAAGUGUGUAGGAAUGUUGAAAUGUUUUUUAAGUUUGCAGCUUUUAUUUUUAUCACUGCAUCUAAAUUCUGUAUUACCAUGGAGCUGGAUGUAGAUAUUUGUUAUAUUGUGGUUUAUUUUAGUUUGUGGUUUACUUUUUUAAAUUUGUAUGAUUUUGAAUUUAUUGUAUAAAACUUUGAAAAGAUUGAAUUAUUCAAUUGAA